GAGGUCUGUGCUCAUACUUGUGGAUUGGGCUGCUCAGCCAACAGGUCCUACGAUUCAACGGUAUGCAAGUCCCCUUGUGACUUCGACUGAACAACACUAUUGUGUGUCUGAUCGAACCGCUUCUUUCGUUCAUCCGACAAAACAGGCUCGAAAUCUCAAUUCCAUGGGAACGAUGCACCUUUCACUUCGCCUAGGUUUUCUGGCUGCCAUUGCUUCGUGCACCACAACAUGCCUCCCCAGCCCAAGGGUCGCAAUACCCGAAAAGACCACGAUUCCAGACGCUUCUCCUACACAAACUACUUUCAAUGGCCCGUGGAUGCCAUCAAACCGUAACUAUGGGCUGUUCGACCGCCCAUUGCCUCCUCCGCUUUUCGAUGGCAAUGUCCUUCAGAUGGUGCUUUGAAAAUGCAGGGAGUAGAUUCUUAGAGCAGUGGCCACAGCACCUGAAACCCAGAGUACAUCGAUUCGCUGUCUCGGGGAGCUCUUGCAGCACUUUCUGGAAGGCACAGGCCAGAGUCCUCUGGCAGGUUAACAGGAAUAGUUGGCAGGCCGCUGAGCCUAUGUCAAACCCGGUUCUCCACUUGUCAAACUGCAUGGUUAUGCUGCUCGGCGUGCUACGGAGUCUCCAGUUUGCAUCAUAAAACCGCGGUGACCGCCAUUCGUCCGUGGCCCUAGAUGUCGUUUUCAUUGAGAAUGCUGCCUAUACAGGCUGUUCUCGCGUUCGACAGUUAAUGCGAGGCAGGCAGAACAGCGACUUCAAGGUGGUCCUGCAGCAUAAGCCUCGCAAUCACGACCUACCACGCAUCAGAUUUCGACCAUCAAGCACGACUCCAGCUCAGCCUUGUCCAUUAUCCAUGAUGGGCGCGCAAGUUGAGCAGCAUGAUUUUCACAUGCUUCGACCUUGCUGGAGGAGCCACCAAUGACAUAUUCCAGUGGGUCUGGCCCCCAGAACAGAGAAAGAAAUGCACCCUACCUUGAACGGUACCUGCAUAAUGACGUCCGCAGUUGUAAUAUCUUCUCAUUUCUGCAGAGUAGGAUUCGAAUUAUUAUUUCGAGCAGCCGACUCUCAUCUUGUUGUCGGCCUGGUCCCAUCCCUGUGACAAGCUACAAGACAUGGCCUUCAGUCCUUUUUUCUGGCUCUACACCAUUCUCCAAUGGGUCCUCGACAAGAUAUUUUCACCCUACCCACCACCUCCUAACGCACACCUUCGACGUCCUAAAAUUGCGGUAAUUGGUGCCGGACUCACCGGUGUCUCCGCGGCAGCUCACUGCGUUGGCCAUGGCUUCGAGGUAACUAUUUUUGAAGCCGAAGAUGAAAAGCACGUCGGCGGGAUAUGGACACACGUGAACACGACAUCUGGUCUCCAAAUUCACAGUGUCAUGUAUCGAUUCCACCCUUCUGUUCAAUGGACUGGAGGAUACCCGCAGCAACACCAGAUCGUCGAUCAAGUUCAGCAAUUGUGGCACAGGUACGAACUCGACCAGAGAACCAUCUUUAAUACAAAGGUCGAGAAAGUCUACAAGGACAAGCAAGGCAGGUGGAUCAUCAACAAUCCCUCGAACGGCCGGUUUGAUGGGAUCAUACCGGCUAUUGGGACCUGCGGGGCUCCAAAGAUGGCUCACUUACCUGGCCAAGAGACCUUCAAGGGAGACAUUUUCCAUUCUUCGGCCUUGGACGGCAAAGAUGCGCACGGGAAGAGGAUCCUCAUUGUUGGAGGCGGCGCAAGUGCGGUCGAAGCAUUGGAGUGGGCGGUUAACACAGGAGCUGCAGAAAUCAAGGUGCUGGCAAGAUCUGACAAGUGGAUUAUUCCACGAAACGCACUUGUGGAUGCACUCCUUGCCUUCAACAUUUUUGGUCAAGAAACUCUGCUCUCAUGGAUCCCCGAGAACCUCCUGCGCAUAUUCUUCUACCGCGACCUCAGAGACGUAGCGCCGGCAGAUCAAGGCCUGUUCACUGAGACUCCCAUGGUCAAUUCGGAGAUCUUCAAGCAAAUACGGGCCGGCAAAGCAGCUUGGGUACGAGGGGACAUUGAAGAGGUCCGUGAGAACGGCAUCUUCUUCAAUCAACGGGCAAAGGGUGUACCUAAAGGAGGACCCGGACGGCAUAAGCUGGUCGAGGGAGAUAUGAUCAUCAUGGCGACAGGUUACAAACGUCCAAGCCUUGACUUUUUGCCCGACGAGGUCUUCGCUGACGGCUACCAACCUCCACGAUGGUUUAUACAAUGCUUUCCUCCGGCUGCGCCUUCAAUUUGUGCGAUCAAUUCGACCUAUGUAUCUGCUAUUGGAACUGUUGGCAAUUAUCACAUUGGGAUCUACACGCGAAUGCUCCUGAUGUUCCUCGUUGAUCCUUUGACGACUCCUCGGACUUGGUGGAUGAAGCGAUGGGUGGACUUUACCAGUACGAUCAAGUCGUUGGCUCCGACGAAAGCAUUCGACUUCUUCACUUACUCGGAGCUGCUCUACUGGUUCUGCUUCAUCACGCUGAUCAACCCGUUUCGAUGGAAGUGGGCGCUUUUUGUGUUCUUCGGCAUUGGGAAAAACUUGCCCGCCAGCAUUGUGGAGCAAGAAGACAAGCUGAGGAACGGACUGGGAUUCAGCAAAGAUAACCAUUAUGAUUAGUCCCUAGAUAGUUACGUAGUUCGACAGCUUAAAGCGAAUCUGCGCGCGUACUGCGUACCCGAAAGA
Molecule: messenger RNA, 2685 nt
Organism: Cladophialophora immunda
Lineage: Eukaryota; Fungi; Ascomycota; Eurotiomycetes; Chaetothyriales; Herpotrichiellaceae
Exons: 2
Coding region: 1114-2619 (501 amino acids)
Molecular function (GO): N,N-dimethylaniline monooxygenase activity; flavin adenine dinucleotide binding; NADP binding
Source: RefSeq, a predicted model, not a curated record